Messenger RNA from Alternaria alternata, 392 nucleotides. RefSeq lists its product as hypothetical. The transcript has 2 exons. NCBI's taxonomy places the organism in Eukaryota, Fungi, Ascomycota, Dothideomycetes, Pleosporales, Pleosporaceae. The record is from RefSeq and is a predicted model, not a curated record. The coding region runs from base 170 to 340 and encodes 56 amino acids.
AAAGCCGGAUGUCGGCCAGAUCCUGCUGCUCAAAGUUAAAGAGCUUGUAAGAAGCUCGCUCGUAAAUAAGUACAGAGGUAGAGAGCCCGCAGAGGCUACCUAGACCGUGUCGUCCUCGUGGCAACCAUGCACAUCAACCACCUUCAAGCGCAACAAUAAACGACGCGACAUGGCCUCGCUAAGCAGUUGGGAGAAGCACGAUAUUCUGCGCUGCGAGCGAUUUCUGAAAAGGAUCGAAGGCUGGGUCGACCCUACCUGGGGUUUUCAUGUCUAUGGCACCUACACACGCCCGCAAAAGCAAAAGGAUUUAGACAAGGGGAACGAUAAGGGCAAAGCCUAGGAGAUAGCGGGUGAGUUAUAUUGAUUCGAGCUCAGAGAGGGAUAUCUAAUGG